UCUGUAUAAAAAUCCAACAUGUCUCGAAGGUAUGAUUCCAGAACAACAAUCUUUUCUCCAGAAGGGAGGUUGUACCAAGUUGAAUAUGCAAUGGAGGCGAUUGGUCAUGCUGGAACCUGUCUUGGAAUCCAGACAAAUGACUGUGUUAUACUGGCAGCAGAACGACGAAACACCAACAAACUUCUAGAUGAGGUGUCAUAUUCAGAAAAAAUAUACAAACUUCAUGAUGACAUGGCUUGUAGUGUUGCUGGAAUCACAUCAGAUGCUAAUGUAUUGACAAAUGAGUUGAGGUUAUCUGCCCAAAGAUAUAUGAUUGCCUACCAGGAGCCUAUGCCCUGUGAACAAUUGGUUAGCUCUCUAUGUGAUUUGAAACAGGCCUACACACAAUUUGGAGGUAAGCGUCCAUUUGGAGUGUCUAUUCUGUACAUGGGAUGGGACAAACACUAUGGAUUCCAGUUGUAUCAGAGUGACCCCAGUGGUAACUAUGGAGGCUGGAAGGCGACCUGUAUUGGUAAUAACAGUGCUAAUGCUGUGUCAAUGCUGAAACAAGAGUAUAAAGAGGGAGAGAUGAGCAUGAAAGAUGGCCUCAUGCUUGCUGUGAAGGUGUUGAGUAAAACACUUGACAUGACUAAGCUGACAGCAGAAAAAGUUGAAAUAGCCACACUAACAAGAGAAAAUGAGAAAACAGUGAUCAGAAUCUUAACAGCAGAAGAAGUCACAGAAUAUAUUAAAAAACACGAAGAAGAAGAAGCUAAAGAAGAAGCAGAGAAAAAGAAAGAAAAAUAAACUGGUGACAUUUUCAGAAGUUGUAAUACAUUUUGGAGAAUUAUGUCCUGAUACAAGGGUCCACAAUGUGCAUUGAUAGUAAGACUAUCAAUUCAGGAAUUUGUAAGACGGAGAAUGACAGAGAAAGAAUUAAUUACUGAAGUAUCAUAUUUCAUAACAAUUGUGAGACUUCAUUUCCAGAAGAAAAUGUACGCUGCAAACUGCAGUGUGUAACAAAUAGCUAGGGUACAAUAAUAUUUCAAGUGUUCUAACUUGCAGCAAAUUGUUGGCAGGAAACAAUGUUGAUUUGAAAAUCUUUUAGGUAGUUGAGGUUAAAAUUUCAACAUAAGAAAGUGCUCAUUUUGUUAUCCCUCUUCUUCAAUUGGUCAUCCAGGAUCGAUAACACAGAGAUGAAAGCCCAUUUGUAUAUUACAUUGAUGCCAAUAUGAAUUAGAGAAUUACUAUAUGAAAGUUUACAUUGUUUUGUCAUCUUCUUUCUUUACAAUGUGAUCACAGACGUUACGUCAUCAACUUUUGUAGAUUAAAUUGUUCAGAAAAUCUU
Messenger RNA from Ylistrum balloti, 1327 nucleotides. Its product is annotated as proteasome subunit alpha type-4-like. Gene Ontology annotation, cellular component: nucleus; proteasome core complex, alpha-subunit complex; proteasome core complex. The transcript has 8 exons. Bases 19 to 786 code for a protein of 255 amino acids. NCBI's taxonomy places the organism in Eukaryota, Metazoa, Mollusca, Bivalvia, Pectinida, Pectinidae. The record is from RefSeq and is a predicted model, not a curated record. Gene Ontology annotation, biological process: ubiquitin-dependent protein catabolic process.